AUGACUCUGGAGUCCAUGAUGGCUUGCUGCCUGAGCGAAGAGGCGAAGGAGUCGAAACGAAUCAAUGCAGAAAUUGACAAACAACUCCGCCGUGACAAGCGAGACUCCAGGAGAGAGUUGAAAUUACUGCUGCUUGGUACGGGAGAAAGUGGCAAGAGUACUUUCAUCAAGCAGAUGAGGAUCAUCCAUGGAGCCGGAUACUCGGAUGAAGAUAAAAGAGGCUUCAUUCGACUUGUUUACCAAAACAUCUUCACCUCCAUGCAGUCCAUGAUCCGCGCCACUGAGACCCUCAAGAUCCCCUACAAGUAUGAAGAGAAUCGGGCUAAUGCCAUGCUUGUGAAGGAGGUGGACAUUGAGAAGAUCACAAAUUUUGACCAACCACACAUUGCAGCUAUUAAAAGCCUGUGGGCUGACCCAGGAAUCCAGGAGGCCUACGACCGCCGCAGAGAAUACCAGCUCUCUGACUCCACUAAAUAUUAUCUUUCGGAUCUGGAUCGUAUUGCAGAUCCCAACUAUCUUCCCACACAGCAGGAUGUACUCAGGGUGCGCAUCCCCACUACAGGAAUCAUAGAGUAUCCCUUCGACUUGCAAAGCAUCAUUUUCAGGAUGGUAGAUGUAGGGGGCCAGAGGUCAGAGAGGAGGAAGUGGAUUCACUGCUUUGAGAAUGUCACUUCAAUUAUGUUUCUUGUGGCGCUGAGUGAGUAUGACCAGGUCCUGGUGGAGUCAGACAAUGAGAACCGCAUGGAAGAGAGUAAGGCUCUGUUCAGGACUAUCAUUACCUACCCCUGGUUUCAAAACUCCUCUGUCAUCCUCUUCCUCAAUAAGAAAGACCUGCUUGAGGAGAAGAUUUCCUAUUCACACUUGGUGGACUACUUUCCUGAGUUUGAUGGUCCCCAGAGAGAUGCACAGGCGGCACGGGAGUUCAUCCUCAAGAUGUUUGUGGACUUGAACCCAGACAGCGACAAGAUUAUCUACUCUCACUUCACUUGUGCCACGGACACUGAGAACAUCCGCUUUGUGUUUGCAGCUGUCAAAGACACCAUCCUACAGCUCAAUCUCAAAGAGUACAACUUGGUGUGAGGGCUCACAUGCGACCCACAUCUCCUCCCCCACUGCACAAAUGCACACCUCUUUGGGAAUGUGCUGUCAACUCCACAUGCAUUACACAGCGCAUCACUCCAGCUCACACACAGACACAAACACGCACCCCCCCCCCCCCCCAACAGAAC
Archocentrus centrarchus (flier cichlid) is the source of this 1229-nucleotide messenger RNA. Its product is annotated as guanine nucleotide-binding protein G(q) subunit alpha-like. The record is from RefSeq and is a predicted model, not a curated record. Bases 1 to 1080 code for a protein of 359 amino acids. Lineage: Eukaryota; Metazoa; Chordata; Actinopteri; Cichliformes; Cichlidae. Gene Ontology annotation, biological process: adenylate cyclase-modulating G protein-coupled receptor signaling pathway. Gene Ontology annotation, molecular function: guanyl nucleotide binding; GTPase activity; GTPase activator activity. Gene Ontology annotation, cellular component: heterotrimeric G-protein complex; cytoplasm. The transcript has 7 exons.